Messenger RNA from Cinara cedri, 12063 nucleotides. Lineage: Eukaryota; Metazoa; Arthropoda; Insecta; Hemiptera; Aphididae. The record is from the annotation of a GenBank genome assembly.
CGUACCGAUGCUAGGUCACGCUGUCUGCACCGGUGAAAUUACAUUUACAACGUAAAAUUAUAAAAUAAAUACGGACAUACCUCACACGUGGGUGGGCCACUGGUUGUAGGUGAGAAGUCGGAAAGGUAGAGGAGAAAUUUAAUGUAUAUCUGUACGCAAUGAUUAACCAUUGCUAACGAAAAAAGAUUCAGUGCGGAAUUCGGUUGAUAGUGUUUAGGAAAUAAAACCACUACGCAUGUUUGAUUUUUCAAAUUGCAACUUAUAUUAAAAUUACAUACAUUUAUGAAGUAUUAGUUUAAAUGCAUUUUGGUGUUGUUAUCUUUGAUUAAAAGUUAAAAAAAUAAGUAUAAAUUUCUCAAAAAUAAUGUUAACGCAAAUAAGUAUAAUCUAAUUAAAUUAUUAAUACACAAUAGGUUCAUUAUGAAACUUUUAGUGCUCUCUUUUGAAAUAUUUACCAGUGCUUCAUAGCGAAUCAUUUCACCGUGAGAUGGCUCUGCAGUGUUGUUUUUGGUAAUCGCAAUAAACAUAUUUUUCAGGCGGCGGCGUUUGAUAAUAAUUCCUACUGGAAUAUUUUUAUUUUAAUCGCUAAACUAUAGUAAACUAUUAAAAAAUUACUAUUCCACUUUCUCUUCCUCAUUUUUGCAUAUUUCAAGUGUUAAACAAUUCGAAAUUAUCGUUCAUCGAGCAAAUUACGUAAACUACUAUUUUAUUUUAUUUAUUUUUUUUGGGGGGGUUGCUAACAUCAUUGCCAUGUGAAUACGUGUGUUUUAAAACACAGGGUUUCAAGGGGUUACCAUUGUAAGUUAUUGCUAGGUAACUGAGUAACUGUAUGAUAUACAGUCAACUAUAACAAAUUAUAUAAUUGAUCGUCAGUAAGACAGCUUGUGUUCCAACAUUGCAAUAUUACAUUUUAAAUUGGAAAAUAAAAUAUUAUAAUAUGGCGUACAGAACGAAAGUUUGUGAUCAAGGAGGAAUAUUUAACGUUGCAAGAUCUUCGGCGUACAGUGCGGAAACCCGGACAUUUGUUAACGGUAAGUACUUUAAAUUUAAAUAUUAUUUUGGACGCAGAAACCUAAAAUAUAAAAUAACUAAUUCAAUUUUCGCUAUUUCAAUUUUUACAUGUUUUAGAAAAUAACCAUAAUAUUAUAAGUUUUGAUAUUAAUACAGACUUAGAAGUAUUAAAUAUCCAAAAUAACAUUUACAUUAAUUCAGUUUUAGAAAAAUUACAUAUAUACGAUGAAAUAAAGAAAAAUCAUUUUAAUAAUAUUUUAAACGUACAAACCGAUUUUAAAGAUAAUAUCUUAUAUCAAUACAUUUAGAUAAUAAAUACUAACCAAAUAAUUGAUAUUUCUUAACCUACCUACAAUCAUAAUUAUCAUACUCUACUCAAGGCAUUCAUUCAUUUAUGUAUUAUUAUUUUUUUCUAUAUAUUAUUUUUUUAUUUAUAUAAUUAUUUACUGUAUCUAUUAAUUUUAAAUUUGGAUUAUAGCGAGGAAUCAUUGGAUUUACUAUGAUGUGUACAUUUUUUUUCUACAUGUAAAUAUCUGUUAAUAUUUCUAUUUUAUAAUAUCUGAUUGUUGAGCUAUUUAUAGACAUUUAAAUUCUGUGAGUACAUUUUUAUUUGCAUUUAUUUAAAUAUACAAUUUAAUUGGUAGUUAGAUAUAAUUGUUAUACUAAACAGAAAUACUUGAACAUUUGACAGAAGCACCAUUAUAAAUCGAACUUUAGUGGUUGAGAAAAAAAAAUAAUAAUUAUGUGUAAAAAUAAUUAUUUUUUAUUUUUUUUAUUGUAGUUUUAAUAUCAAAUUCUGAAAAAAAUAGUAAAUAUUACGACAUUUCAAAAUUUGUACAACCGACUUAGUUCCUAAUCCUUUUUCGUUAGCAAUGGUUUAUUGUUGCUUACAGGUAUAAGUUAAAUUAUUUUAUGUAUCUUACCUUUAUGUAUUCUAAAAUGCCAUAAUUUUUACAAUUUUUGUUAACAUUUAUUUUUAAAACGCUUAUAAAAAAAAAAAUUCAAUAAACGAAAAUUUAUUUUUCAAAUAAAUAAAGACAACUUAUAGUGUAUUUUGUAUUAAAUUUUCAGGCAUUUAUUUUAAGUCAUACAAAUUUAAUAACAGAUACCUACCAAAUAAGAAUUACACAAAAUUUCCAAAAAUUAAAUUAUAUAAAACAUGUAUACAUUACAUACAUAAAAACAUGAAAAUAUCAAAUACUUUUAAUUAGACUAAAAAUAACUAGAAUGUUUUGUCAAUUUUACCAUUUUCGCAAAAGGUCAAUAUAAGUAUUUUUUGAAAACUACAAGUAUCUAUAAGUGUUUUUAACAAAAAAGACCGAUAUACUUCGCACGUGGGUAGGCCACUAUUAUAGGUGAGAAGUUGGAAGGCAGAGAGAAAAUAUAAUGUAUAUUUGUAAGCAACGAUUAACCAUUGCUAACGAGAAACGAUUCCCAGCGGAGUUCGAUUAAUAGUGUUGCUUUGUUAACAAUAUAUAAGUUAUAUUAUGGUAAAAUAAUUGCAACAUAUUCUCUUAAAUAAUUGUCUGUUUAAUACUGUGUCUACUUUUCUGUUCUCCUGGUUUUUACCAUGUUUUUCCCAUUUAUUGGGAAAACUCCUGGAGGAAAAAUGGAAAAAAAUGACCGCUCUAAAGUGUCAUCUCAGUUAGAUUUUAUUUCAGAAAAAGUGCUAUAUUUGAUACUUUGGAGCAAGAUUUCUGGAUUUAUGUUUAUAUACAGUAUAUAUAUAUAUAUAUAUAUAUAUAUAAAAAAAAAAAAAACAUCUCUGUAAAACCAAUACAUUCUUCGCUACACUCAGAAACAAAUUUUAAGAAAACUAUACAGAAAAUCAAACAACAUUUUUCCUCACAAACUAGACAAAAUAAUUUUUCAGAAAAUAUGCUAUUCUUGAUGGUUGGACAAAGAUUUCUGGUAGAACAAUAUAACUUUAAAAAUUUAAUUAUUAUUGUUAUUUGCUAUUUAAGUUAAAAAAAUAGUUUAUGUUAAAAAACGUCUGCAGAAAAAAUAAACAAGAACAGUAAUAAUAAUUGUUUACAGUAUAUUUACGCUCUGUUUGUUACAAUACUUCUAUUUUCCUUCUCCGUACAAAAAAUACGUUAUGGAAUGUCUGUGUUAAGUACCAGUGUUUGUUUACUAUCAAAAGAUAUCAUCAAUUUGUUUAUCCUAUGAACCUACUGAUAAUACCUAUAAUAAUAUCGUUAUAUCGUAUGUCAGUGUAAUAAUAUAUUUUAAUGACACAAGCGAGACUUUUGUCACGUAGAAAUGUCUAGAUUAAUAAUUUACACGAUAUCAAAAUAAUGGAGAAAUGUUUUACCCUUUUACACCUAUAUUUUUAUAGUUAGGGAUUAGUGCGAAUAAAACGAUAAUUUAGGGAUGCUGUCACUGAGUUGUUAUCGCUAUCUUAACUCCUUGAAUUCUCUAUAUUUUAUCAAAUCAUUUACUUAUUGUAAUAAACCAAUAUAUAGAUUUUAAUUGUAUAGUUCGGAGCAGUGACGUAGGCAAAGGGAUUAUUCCCACCAUUGGCUUAAAUAUACAAAAUAUAUUAGUAAUCUAAUAUCAAAAUGCUUUUAUUAUUUCAGCCAAGUUGAAAGGAAAAUAAAUUUAUGUUUUUUAUCUAUUAAAAUUUGCCACAUCGUAGCAAAGAAAUUGUUCGGGGAUAUUUUACCCUCACGUUAAUUUUAUUUUACUACAUUUUUUGAAUUUAAGUUUAUAACUUCCAAACAUUUAAUUGGUGGAUUUUAUGGUUCAUAAAAGUGUAUAAAAAAUAAUUUAAUUUAAUUAAAAAUAGCCUGACCGAUUUCAUGUAAACUUCACGUUGAAUUAACACUGAGAAUUUGUACAACCUUACAACAUCAAUGAGACUGAUUGCCAAAAAAUUAAUUUAAAUUUUAGUGAGUAUGUAUUAGACAAAGAACGAAAAUCACGGUGUUCAUUAUCCUUGACCCAUCGAUGAACAUAUCCAAAAUAUUUGGCUUUCUUGUUUUUUUUCCAUAAUUUAUACGAACUAUUUAUCUUUUGUAGAACUCAUUAAAGAAAGUCGCCUUACGACGCUACAACGUAAGUCGUUGCAAGGAUGGCUGAGAACUGGCAGCAGUCCACCUUCGAGGGUAUCCCAAGCUCUUUCCAGCAAAUCCAAAGAAUCUGUUAAUGACAUCAUCAAACGGUACCAUUCGUCGAAACCCCGGACACUCCAGAACAUUAUCGAUUCGGGUGCUUACGAACCACAAGCCUACGUAUCAGACAUGACAUUAAGUAAACAAAAAUCCUGUAUUUUCAUUAAACUAUAGUGAUACAAAUGAAUAAGUAGGUAGGUAGGUAGGUAAUCAAAUGACUUUGUAAAGUAUACAAAAUGCUAAAACGAGGACCAAAAUAAAUUCUUAAAUUAUUCGUAAUCGUAUUUCAUUCAUGAAAUUCGUUCAUUCCAUUAAUCAUCUGCGUAAAACAAAGUCAGGGGGGUAGGCAAGGAAGGAGGUUAAAGAUUAUAUCCCUCUCUCAUUACAUUAAAAAUAAAACAAAAGUAAUCUAAUAACAAAAUGCAUAUAUUUCAGCCAAAUGCAUACAUUUCAACCAAGAGCAAAAGCUUGAUGUAUUGAUUAGAAGAAAUUGGCUUUUUUUAGGAUUCAGAUUUUAAAUUACCUACUCCCACAGUCGAUUUGGAUAGAUAAAACCAUUUUACAAUUUAUUUAAUGUUCUUAUUAAUUGCCAUAUCCCCUCCUUUUUAAAAUUCCUGGGCACGCCACUGAACAAUGUUUACAAUCUUAUUUAUAUACUUAUGAUUAAAUAAUACAAAAAAUAAAAAAAAUUUAAUACUGUUGUUCGUAUGCCACUGUUUUAGGUGGAAAAUUAAGAAUGAAAAAUACAUAAACUUAUUUAAUUUAUAUCUGUAAACAACAAAAAACCAUCAAAAUUUGACCUAAAAACAAUUAUUAAAAAAUUACUACAUUACACUAUUAUUUUUUACCACUAAGUACAACUUCUUUUUGAUCAAACAAAUGUAUCCACAUUUAAAUAACUAAAAAUAUUUUCAGGAUAUUUUGUAUAUUUUACAAAGCAGUUCAAUAAAAAUUUUGUCAAAAUUUCAAAGGGCUAGAAAUAUUUUCAACAGAAUUACAACAAAAUUUAAAAUAAUUAUGAAACCAUUAGUUUCACAAACUUUCCCAAUUUUUCUAAGUUUUUUUUCCAAUUUUGCUCUAUUAUUAAAUUACACAUCAAACAAAUACUCUCUAACUCACCAACAAGAUUCAAAAUUCAACAAAAAAGGUCUCUUGUCGUAUUUCUAUUAGUGCAAUAUUUCUGGUAGAAAAUAUAAAGUGUAAAAUUUAAAAUAAUGAAACCAUUGUACGUCAUAUAUCUGUUCGUUUUCAAAUAGUUUUUUUUUUUUUGGAUUUCCCAAUAAAUUAUUUUUAAAACUGCUUUAAAAAUUUAAAAAAAUGACUUCCUUAAUGUACUCACUAGAUUCAAUAUUUAACUAAGAAGGUUUCUUGUCAGUUUUUGAUUGGAGCAAGACACAAGAAAAAAAAAAUAACCACACGCCAUAAUAAAACCGAAAUAUAACUAAACUUAUAGUUUUAUUUAUUUGUGGAAUUUUGAAUAUAGAGCACCAUCUGAUUUUCAAACGUAGGUAUAUGAAUACCUUUUGGAGGUAAAAUUAUUUACCCCCAAAAAAUAAGGAUUAGUAAGGAUUAAUUAUUUCAUAGUUUUAUAUAAAUAUAGUUUUACGAAAAUAAUAAAAUUUUAUGUGAUAAAUUACGAACAUGUUUUUGAGCCUACAGACAUCCAACUAAUACAGUGUGUCGAGUUACACAAAUUUAAAAUAAUUGUAUGGUAGCCUGACACAGUUCGAUUUCAAUUGUGGUGUAUAUAUGCUUUUAGUAUCAGCUUCGCAAAAUUGAAAACGUGCUGACUGAUAACAGUGAUGGUGAUAAUAAUUAUAGCGACAAAGACGAAAGUGUGGUAUCAAAUAACAACUAAGACUUUUUCAUAACAUCACUAGAUUGCAGAUUUCAAAAUGAAGAUAUCCCUGCAUUUUCACUGUUUUUAAUACAAUAUAACAUUUUAUUACACUAAUAUGAAUGUUCAAAAUUUCAAGAAGAAAACGCAAACUUUUGUUGAUUUUUACAACUUACAAAGUUCUGAUAGUGAAACUUAAUUAUAGUAAAAAAUUCGAAAAGACAGACAAUUAACUGAUAAAGAACUUGAAACAGUGGAAUUGAGUGAUGUAGUCAAAGAAGCAGGUCUUUUUUUUCCUCUUAUAAAACAUACCCUUUUUAUUGCCUUAGCACUAGCAUGUACUAUUACCUACUAUUGAAAGAUCCUUUAGUAUCUUGAGGAGAAUCAAGAUGUGGUUACGUUCAACUAUGAUAGAAAAUUAUUUAAAUGGAUGGUAUAUUAUUUAACGUUUAAAAAUAUAAGACAAUUCGUAAUUUCCAAUAAUAAUGUAAUUCAAUAACAAUUUGAUUGGACAUGCAUGUUUCAUGUUUUUGUAUGUUGAGUAUACAUUGUACAUAGAAAAUUGGUCCUUGAAAAAAAAAAACGAAUUUCAGCAGGCAAUAUUAAACAGAUUUUCUGAAAAUCUACAACUUACAUUGAUUUAAAAUACAUAUGUAUCAUGAUUUUUUUUUUUGGAUCUCAUUAGUUAGAAUCAAUAAUGUAUAAUAACAUAAUAUUAUGAAACAAAUUGUCACAUCUAAAAUUUUUAUAUUAAAUUAUAGUUAAAAAAUGACACUAAAUAUAUCUUGAUUAUUACUCCCCUUCGUGAUGAAAUGACUAGCUACGCUUUUGUCACCACAAGAUACUCCCGAAAUGUUAAGACAAAUCAAAGUAUUCAAAAAUAUAGUGUUUAACUAAUCUUAAAAAUUCGAAAAAUCUUAAUAUGAUUUAUGAAUAAUUUAAUCACGAUAAAGGGGUGCAGAAUCUUAAUAAAUCACCCUGUUUACCUAUAAGCUGUACGAUUUAUAAGUCACCCUACAGUUCUGUUCCCUUUGAUCAUAUCCUAUUUCCCUCGACAAUUUAUUCUAUUAUGAAACUAUUCUGCACAGCCACGUAACCACAAUUGUAAUUCUGUAUUUAUUAAAAGGAGAGAGUCACAAUAAUUUGUUAUAGCCAUUAUAUGUAAAUGGGUAUCUAGUAUACUAGUAUUAUUAUUAUCCAAAUAAUUAAAAUAUUUAUGAACAACAAAUUUUUAUUUUUUUUUUAUUAGAAAACUAUAAUGCGGAAAAAGAAAAAUUGCAAAGCAUUAUGGCCUACGGAAAAAUAACGAAAUUGGACCCGCUAAUCGGUAAGAAAUCAGCUAUCAAGAGAACGUCCAAAGAAGAAUGUACCGAAGAAGAACUCAUCGAUUCAGGUAACAAUUUAUCAUCUUUAAACCUUAAUCAAAAAUGGACAGUAAUUUAUUAAAUUAACAAUAAGUUUAUAUCAUGUCUAAUGGUUUUCAAAAUUCAGAACGUAAUGAGGGAUCUAUUAAUUUAACUAUAAUGCGUUUUUUUUCUGUCUAUGGACAAGCAAAAAUCUUUUUUCAAAGUAUCAAGUGUAGCACAUUUUUAGAAAGGAUAUUUUUUUUAUCUAGUUGGUGCAUUGAGAAGAUAAAUAUUUUAAAAAAAAAUUGGGAAAAACCGAAAAAAAAUUAUCGGAAAAAUAUUUACGAAAAAUAACGCUAUGGCGUUUUUUAUUUCAUUAUUUUUAUUUUUUUAUCGAAUUGCAUAUUGCAUAAGGUAUAAAAUUCCCCCCCCCUCCUAGAAUAAUUUCUGGCUCUAAUGGUACUGAUUAUCAAUAACGUUUAAACAAUAAACAUUGAGGGCGAGGUAAUUUAAAAUGGAAGUGGUUUAUAUUCUCUCUAACUUACGCCUUUGGCAUUGCUUUUAAACGCUCAAGUACAUUCAGACAUCAAACACAAGCUAUAAUUUUCUUGCCGUUUCGCCAAACAUUGACCAUUAUAAGCAAUGAGGCGAAUCGUGUUAUUAAUAAUUGACUAACAUUGAAAUACACUCACCAUCACUGAAAAACGUAUAUCAGCUACAUUUAAAUAAAUGAACUGAAUAUAUAGUAACGAUGAGGUGAUCGACUCGAAUACCAUCUCUAUAAUAUUAUUAUAGAUAACGGUAAUCCCAACCAGAGUUUCUCUAAAGUUACUAACCUGGAAGGGGAACUUACAUUUAACUUCUAUACAGUUCGAGGCGUUUAAUCAAUUAAUUAACCGCACAUUUGUGGUGUAUUUUAUUGAUUUCGAGUGCAGCGAAAUGGCGUGUAAUAUAACUAGUUUGAUCAUAAUACGUUUAUCUGUGGCAGUGUUAACUAUAAACUUAACCACAGUCCCAGGGAUUAAGGAACACACGCGAACACAAUUUAGAAACUUUUACUAUCCGUAUUUACGUAUCCUAUAAUAGCUAAUAUUAAACGAUGAGUUCUUCUCGAAUAUUUCAAAAAGCAAUAAUAAUUAGGUUUACCCAGCAACAUUAUUGUUAAAUGCAAUAAAUAUAUUUAAGAAACGUGUACUUGCAGUUUGUCUUUAAUACAAAACAAAAAAAAAAAAAAAAUUUUGGUUACAUAACAUUGGUAUAUUAUUAUAUCCAUAAUAUAGUUAUAAUAAUAUAUCAACAAACAUCUUUUCCAAACUAAACACAAUAAGAAAAAAUCGAUUAUAGAUUCUGAAUGGUGUGAAGAAGCUUUGGUUUUACAAAAAUGUUUAUUUUUUAAUUUUUUUUAUCUGUGCACAAUUUUUCUACCAGAAAACUUAUUCAGAUUUUUAAAUGUAGCACCUUUUCUGAAAGAAAAUCGGUGUGGGGAGAUAAUCUUUAAGGAUGUAAUUUUUUUGAUUUUAUCUGGAGUUGUCUUAUCAAAUUUGAAGUACCGAAAGAAAACGGAAAAAUGUACAAAAUAUAUUACUUAAAUAUUACGACUUUUUUAUAUCCAUAGUUAACUUCUCUUCCACACAAAUGUGGAAUCUAAAAGAAAACUAGAGUAAAUUAUAAUUUUUUUGUUUUUAACUACAGCAUAAUAUGUUAUAAAUGUUAUGAAAUUAAAUAAGUUCGUUAGAUAAAAAUGUUUAAAUUAACAAUUUUUUUUUUAAUAAGAAUUAGUGAGUGGGUAAUAUUUGUUAAUAAUUUAUGACUAUUUUACUAAAAAAAACAAAUCACCGUUUAUCUACUAUACUGCAGAGUACUGGUCAUUAUAAAGGACCAUGUAAUAAUAUUAAUCAAAGGCUGUAAAGAUAAAAUACCUAAUAUAAAGUAUUAUAUUAUUUUUAAAUCUAAAAAAAAAAAAUAACCUGGUUAAUAAACUAAGUUGUACGCAGUUUGUUUAAUAGAAUUUUUUUUUAAAUUUUGGAGCGAAACACGAGAUCGAUUGGUUUUUUUACUAUGAUGUGCAUUUUGCUCCAAUAUAAAAAAUACAAGAGAAAUUUUAUAUGUUGUUUCUGAAAAAGUAAUUUGUUUUUGGUUUUCCAUGUGAUUUUUUCAGUUUAAUUUUAUUAUUAAUUCAGCAAAACUGAAAAAAAAAGGCUGACAUACUUCGCACGUGAGUGCAGCCACUGUUAUAGGUGUGAAGUUGAGACGGUAGGAUACAUAUGGGAAUUCAAUGUAUAGCCGUUAGCAACGAUAAACCAAACUAAGUCCUUAUCAAUGAAAUACUAUAAUAGGUACACAUAUCGAUGAACAGUAUUAAGCCGUCCCCAAAGGCCGUAUUACCACUUAGGCUAUUUAGGCUAUAGCCUAUGGCUGCAAAUAUUAAAGGACAGCUAAUUUUUUUUAUGAUGUGACGCAAAAAUACGUCGAGGUAUUAUUUUUGAAUUUAAAAUAUUAAAACCUACUAAUUUAACACGGUACGAUGUGAAACAAUAUCGAUACCUAUUGAGUAUUCAAAAUAAACCGCAACCGAAAUUGAGUAUAUAUAUAUUAUUAUUUAUUUGAUUAUUAAUAUUAUUUUAUCAUAUAAGUAGUAAAUCGUGAUGGAAGGUAGCAUUAAAACCAUUUAUUAUCUACGAUUAAAACCCGUAUCGGCCGAUUAUAUUCUUAUAGUAGGCAAUCUACAAUAUGGGAAAAUUUUCGCGAUAAGCAAUGAUACCCAAGAUAAUAUUAUACCUAAUUUAUAAGGUACGUACUCGUGUACCGUAACGUUUUUCACCGUUGUAAAGCAGUGAUUUCUUACGAUUAAAUAUUAAUUAUGAUUAAAUAUUUUAUUUUAACAAUUAGAUAGUGUGACAAAUUUAAAUCGAAAUGCCUUAAUAUAUAUCAGUGGCGGCUCGUGCCAUGGUGCACAGGAACACGUGAACUACCCAAAAUAUGUGUAGAAAAAAAAAAAAAUGUUAGAUUUGUUUAUAAAUUAUUAUUUAGUUGUUAAAUUGUAUGUAUACAUAGUAAGUUAGGGCGGCCAUACUAAUAUUGUUUACACGCACUGACAACGCCUAUUGGCGGCAAAAAUUUUAAUCCGGCCCUGCCUUCCUCCCAAAACAUUUGGCUUAUUUUAUUUAUUUUCGUCUAUAUUCUUUUAUUAGUUCAUAAUAUUAUCAAGUGAUUGACGUAACAUCUCUUUUGUCACAAUCCGAAUAACCAUCUUGAAAUUAACAGUGUACAAUAUUAGGUUUUUAUUAAAAAAAAUAUUCGUAGUUUAAAAAAUAUAAAUUAUCAUAUGAUCAGUGAGUAUUUUUUUUUUAUGUGUAUCGUUUUUUGUUAAGUUUUAUGUUAUGUUGUCAUAUAUUUAACAUACCUAUACUAAUAAAUUCACUAAAUAACACGUUUAUACGAAAAAAGUCAUGUACUCAUGUUAGUUUAAAUAAUUGAAAAAUUUGCAUGAACCAGUAAUUAAAUUUGUUCCCCAUAAUAUUUUACUCAAACGAUUUUCUUUAAAAUUUGAUAUUAAAAUUUUUUUAUAAAAAAAAAUAUAUAUACUACAUAAAGCUCAAUUAUUUGUUUUUACCACAAAGUACGACAUUUAAGGAACCUUCUGUUAAAUUUUCAUUUUUCAUUUUUCAUUUUCAUUUUCUGUUUAGUCUAACAAUUUUAUCCACAGAAUAACUACCGAAUAGAAAUUACAUGUAAAAUUCGCAAAAUUAAAAUGUUUAUAAUUAUCUCAAAACAGGAUAUUUUAAAAAUUUUACCACGUCUAGAAAAAGCAAAUAUAUUAAAGUUUUCUGUCAAAAUGUCAAGUCUUUAUGAAUAUUUUAAACUUAACUACAUUAAAAAACAAAAUUAAAAAUAAUAAAAGCAUUGUUUUCGUAAAAUAUCUGGUUAUUUCUACAUUUUUUUUCGGUUUUGCUCAAUUUUUAAAUAAAUUACAAAGAAAAUCAAAAAUUAAUUUCUUUUUCACCAACUAGAAUGCAACAAAAAAUACUUCUUGAUAUUUUUCUAUUGGAACAAUAUUUCUGGUAGAAAACAUCGUGUAAACAUAAUAAAAACAAUAAAAACGAUAACGCCGCGGCGGUGUUAUUACCUAUACUUUUCUUUCGAGUUUUUCCCGAUUAUUUCAAAAAUCCCUCGGAAAAUCAAAAGAUAACCCGUUCAGUUCUCCGACUAGAGAAAAUGUCAGAAAAGAUUCUACGGUCUAUACUUUGGAGCAAGUUUUCUGGUAGAAAAAUUGUUAAUCAUAGGUAAACCAACACGCUCCGAAUCUAAAAAAAAAAAUCUCUCACUACGCUCCGAAAUUAUCACCACAAUAUUAAUAAUAAUAUUACUUCAACUUUAUGACAUAGUUUUUGUAAACAUUGUUACUCGAAUAGAUGUAGUAUUUUUAUGGUAAAUUAUCAAUUUAUUAAUAAUUUUCAAUAUACCUACGUUAUUUUUACAGUAAUUUUGGAAAUCGAAGAUCGUGAAAAAUUUCUCUACGAUAUGGAAUCGUUGGGCCAAGGGUACAAGUACAGUCCGAGUAUAAUCCACGAGAUUGUUGACCGCAUAAAAAAGCUAGAGGCGUUCGUCAGUAAAAUGUCUAGCGGUUACAGGUUGGCAGAUGUGCGAGAAAUUUCCGAAAAAUACCGACGACCACUCGGAUCACCAAAAACCCUACCAACGUCCAUAUCGAUAAUUUAAAUUGUAUUUUAUAACAAAUCGAAAAAAAAACUACAGC